AUGGCCGGAAAGUCGACACCAGCAGGUCCGGGCUUCUUGAGUUUCAACAGCAUGCCGCCCCGACUUCACAUCACCGCAGAUGCGGAUUCAGAGCGCGACUUUGACCCAGUAAUAUGCCAACAUUUCCGCGAGGAAGGUUUCGAUGUUACCUUCUUACCCUAUAACCCCGACGGCGGUCCGGCUGAGGACAAAGCAUAUCGCAAUACUCUGAAGCAUCUAUCCGACGACCUCGAGCUCGGCGAAAACUACGCCAUAAUAGCGUACGGCGACGCGGCGGCGAUAUGCCUCGAUGCGCACAUCAAGCCACAACCGCAUCUCGCAGCGCUGAUAGCAUACUAUCCCACCACGAUACCGAAUCCGAAGACCAAGUAUCCUUCCCAACUGCAAGUCCUCUGCCACAUCGCCGGAUCGCAAGGCUUCGCGCCGGCCUUCACCUCCUACACCUACCAAGGCGUGCAGCCAGGCUUUGCGGAGCGUGACCUUGACGCCUAUAACAAGGUCGCUGCUUCCCUUUCCUGGACCCGGACGCUGACCUUACUGCGUAAAGCUUUCAAGAUUGAAGUCGAUCUGGAGAGCAUAUGGGAAUCGCACGUUGGUCUCGAAUUCGCCACCAAAGAUGCGGCAGCCACUAUGCGCACCAUGGUCGACGAGCCCUACGUCAACCACAUCCCGACGCUGACCGGCGGGAUUGGACAGAAAGAUCUCUUCCUUUUCUACCGGGAUUACUUCAUCCCUCAGAACCCGCCUUCCCUAUCCAUGAAGCUCGUCUCCCGCACCAUAGGCACGGAUCGAGUGGUCGACGAGAUGAUCAUCUCAUUCAAGCACACCCAGACGAUCCCAUGGAUGCUGCCAGAUGUUCCGCCGACGGGGAAAGUGGUCCAUGUAGCUUUGGUGAGCGUGGUCUGCAUCCGUGGCGGGAAGCUGUACCAUGAACACAUCUAUUGGGAUCAAGCGAGCGUGCUCGUGCAGAUCGGACUGUUAGACCCGAAGCUGGUGCCCGAAAACAUGAAGAAGCAGGGCCUGCAGCGCUUGCCGGUGUAUGGGAGUGAGACCGCGGCGAAGGUAUUGGACGAGGACUGUCAGCCCAGCAAUGAGUUGAUCUCGAGCUGGAAAGAACGGCCGAAGGGCGAUCCAGGCGCCAGUAUGCCGGCGAGGCCGAAGCCGGCCGCUGCUAAUGGUAAUAGUCAUGCUGGUAGUAACGGUGCCCAAACGAACAGCUCGCAAUGA
Molecule: messenger RNA, 1227 nt
Organism: Baudoinia panamericana UAMH 10762
Lineage: Eukaryota; Fungi; Ascomycota; Dothideomycetes; Mycosphaerellales; Teratosphaeriaceae
Exons: 2
Coding region: 1-1227 (408 amino acids)
Biological process (GO): polyketide metabolic process
Source: RefSeq, a predicted model, not a curated record